Molecule: messenger RNA, 3883 nt
Organism: Cyclopterus lumpus (lumpfish)
Lineage: Eukaryota; Metazoa; Chordata; Actinopteri; Perciformes; Cyclopteridae
Gene: ppm1kb
Product: protein phosphatase, Mg2+/Mn2+ dependent, 1K
Exons: 7
Coding region: 206-1348 (380 amino acids)
Biological process (GO): protein dephosphorylation
Molecular function (GO): protein serine/threonine phosphatase activity; cation binding
Source: RefSeq, a predicted model, not a curated record
CCGACGUCACAAGGUUGUGUUUGAUAACAUUGAGUAUCCAAAACAGAAACAGCAGGACGAGACGAGGGCGCGGCGGUCUUCAGGCAGUUAUUUACGAAGGCUUGUUAUAUAACUAGCAGAGAACUGAAGCGUGCUAAGGAUACUAAAACAUCAAAGCAACUCCCUCUGCAUCCAGUGCUUCUCCCGUGUUUGUGAUAUCAAGGUGAUGUCAGCAGCCUGUCUCUGGCGCCUGGCAAGGUGCAGUGGUCCCCUUGUGGGACGUAGCGUUCUUUUAAAGAUGGCCCUGGUCCCACUCCAACAGGUCAGCCACCCACAGUUCACAAUCUCCCAGAGACAACUUUACAGCCCUUCAGGAAAACUGCACAGCAACACACGCUUUGAUGCAGACAGCAGUGGACGACCCACUACUUGGGAUUCAUUUGGCAUUUGGGACGAUCGUAUUGAUGAGCCCAUUCAGCUGCCUUCCAGUAUUCGCUACGGCAAGCCCAUUCCCAAAGUCAGCUUAUCCAGGGUAGGCUGUUCCUCGCUCAUCGGUCAACGUAAGGACAAUGAAGACCGCUUCCAGGUCUCCCAAAUGACCGACAGCAUCCUUUAUUUUGCUGUGUUUGAUGGGCACGGCGGGCCUGAAGCAGCUGACUUUUGUGAAAAAUACAUGGAGAAAUUCAUCAAGGACCUUGUGGCGAAGGAGUCCAAUCUGGAAGUAGUUUUAACGAAGGCCUUCCUUGAAAUAGACAAAGCUCUUGCAAGGGACUUGCACUUCUUUCCGAAAGUACCCGGGAUGAAUCCAGGAACCACCUCCACCGUGGCACUGCUGAGGGACGGCAUCGAGCUGGUGGUGGCCAGCGUGGGUGAUAGCCGCGCCAUGCUGUGCCGCAAGGGCAAGGCCCUAAAACUCACUGAUGACCACACCCCCGAGAGGAAGGACGAGAAAGAGAGGGUAAAGAGAAGUGGGGGUUUUAUCACCUGGAAUAGUCUGGGGCAGCCAAACGUCAAUGGCAGGUUGGCAAUGACGCGCAGCAUUGGAGACUUUGACCUGAAGAGCACGGGGGUCAUUGCUGAGCCUGAAACCAAGAGAGUGUCGUUGCACCAUGCCCACGACUCGUUCCUGGCGCUGACCACCGACGGCAUUAACUUCAUCAUGAACAGUCAGGAGAUCUGCAAUGUCAUCAACCAGUGCCACGACCCCAAGGAGGCCGCUCAGAGAAUAUCUGACCAGUCUCUUCAGUACGGCGCAGAGGACAACAGCACAAUUAUCGUGGUGCCCUUUGGUGCUUGGGGGAAGCACAAGAACUCGGAAACAAGUUUCUCCUUCAGCAGAAGUGUCGUGUCCAGCGGCCGCUGGGCGUAGUCAUCAGGACGGUGGACGUAAAGGUCGUGGUCUGUGACCUAAUUACUUGAUUUGUGCAAUACAAUCAAAACCGUGCCCUUGUGGAAGCAUUAAAGAGGGUGGUUUGCCCAAACAAUAAUACCUAAGUGUUACAACAUGUUGUUAUUAUUAUGAUAUGUAUUAGUGGAUUCAUGAUGUGCACUAAAUUACAAAAUAUCCUCUUUUAUAAAUGAUUUUAUCAACUAGCAAGCCAAUGACCUUAUCGGUGCUGAGAGGUGUUUGAAUGGAAGACCGGUAGGGCUGUUCCAAAUAGUUAGAAGCUUUUAAAGCUGCCUUCAUAAUAUUGAAAUCCAAAUUCUAAAACAUCAAUCACAUGCGGCACAGGUUUUUGUUUGUUUUUAAUAUAAGGCAUCACAGGUAGAGGUGGGCCAGUGACAAAGUAGUUUUCUGAUUUAAAUGAAUACAGAAACAUUGUGUGCUGUAGUCUACAUUCAACCGUCUCUUCUAUGGUGCGCUCUCUCUACCGCACGCACACAAUCUCACACACAGACACAGACACACACACACAGACACAAUGCGAGGCUGUGGCACCCAGUCCAUUGUCAUGUAUUUAUGGUGAAGAAACUGACAAGUUACAUUCAGACGAAAAAGUAAUAAAUGUAAAGACUAACUCGAGGAUUUUAGUCAAAAAAAGAGCGAAAAUGUUUGAACAUUUGAAGCUUCAUACAAAAGCUUCAUACAAAAAAAAAAUUUGUUACAGUCCUACAGACAGAAGUUCAUGAUGACAUUAAAGCCGUCACUACCACGCUAGACUUUUGCAAAUAUUUUUAAGACUAGUGUUCCCGUCCCAUUCAGAUCAUUUUAUUUCUAUUUAGCUGUAUUGCCCUUUUCACUUUUUUACUUUUUAUGGUUAAUUAACUUUGAUAAGUUGCCAUUUCAAAAAUAGUGCAUCUAGAUUUUACUGUCGUUUGAAGCCUUCAAUCUUACGGGUGACACACAGACGAGUGGGGAAAAUACAAUAAUUAAACCGCGUUUGUCAAUUGAUUGGAAUUAAUAUAACCCUUGUAUGAGUAAGCAACAUCUACUUAAAGGAAUGUAUGUAGCAUUUAAGGGGAUCUAUUGGCAGAACUGGAUGAUGAUAUAAAUAAACGUGUUUUCCUUGCACAUCGUGUAUAACCCCCUGAAACUAAGCGAUGUUGUUAAACCAAAUCAAACGCUGGCUCCUCCUCGUUCACCGUAGUCCGACACGCUUGGCAAACCGGAGAAGUUUCAGUUGACCGCUAGAAGUCGCCAAAUCCUACGCACUGCACCUUUUUUAAAGGUACAUAGAAACGUCACGAAUUCUGAAGGAAAAAAAAGUCAGGUCACGGUUUCUAUUCAGUUUCCUUAUCCGUCAUUUGGGUCAAAGCACCGAAGUAUUCUCUUCUAAACACAUCUACACUUCUAAAGACUUCCGCAUAAACAAUGCACUUAUUGUUUUCUAGGUACUUCCACUUAUUUAAGCACCAAAAGCGAUAUUAAUGUCUAAUUGCACAGUCUUGAAGGUUUAGGAGAAAUCAACCCUGAAUGUUCUGUGAUUUAGUGAAUUAGCUUUUGUGUGGCUGCUACAAUAUAUUCAUGUUUCUUGCUGUACGAGCUCGUAUCAGUGCUGAUUUGAAACGGGUCAUGUAGGUGCACUAAGAAGUGUUCAGAGUAAAGAAAUGUACAGUGUAUGUUUUGUAAAUAAAUCUAUUUAUGUAUCUGUAAAACUGAUAGUUCUCGUUGCCUAACAACUCCCCUUCAGAAAGUCACGAACACAGGAAUUUACUUUACAGGCGUUUAUUUUGUGUAAAGCUACGUCGUGUUGAUUGUAAUUUACACCAUUAAUGUCCGACUCAGAAAGAUCAAAGCACACUUAAUGCAACGCUUAAAGAAUUGUUCAGCUCAGAGCCAUGUUUGAUGAUGUGGAAGUUUGCUUCAUUGCCCUCCAUGACUAAGAAAUAUCAGUCAAACCCUGCACUGUAGAAGUGGAACUGCGCGGUGUAAGUAGUCUUGGUGGCAUAUGUGUGUGUGUGUGUGUGUGUGUGUGUGUGUGUACAGUGGCAGACUUAAACCGUUAGAUCGUCUCUACUGCUUUUGUUCACUGUCGAUCUUUUGUUUUGUGGUUGUUAAAGCUAGAGAAAUGCAACACUUCAUAUUCAUCAUUAUUGUUCAAUCUGUGAGAUUUGCAAAUGUUGUGUGGCUAUCAGUUCUAUCCUCGGACAACAUUUAUAGAUGUUUUGUAAAUACGGUUAGUUUUUUCGCACAUUCACAUAUUGAAUGAAACCUUGAAAUAUAUGUACGUAUAAUUAACACAUUCUCAAUACAAACCUCCUUAUCUUUAAAGUUAUCUAUCACAGUGUUCUCAGUUUUUAUUUACUGUAUUUUGUUUCACUGCCUUUUUAAAUACAGUCAUUGUAACUGGACCUGCAUGGGAGCUAAAUGUGACCCAACAACACUCGGUUAGUACUGUAUUUCUGGUCUGAAUGGCUUUUGUCCCUUCAAUAAAAUACGUAAUUUCAAGAAUUAUCAACACAA